Molecule: messenger RNA, 3344 nt
Organism: Lemur catta (Ring-tailed lemur)
Lineage: Eukaryota; Metazoa; Chordata; Mammalia; Primates; Lemuridae
Gene: CCDC69
Product: coiled-coil domain containing 69
Exons: 12
Coding region: 1-1380 (459 amino acids)
Cellular component (GO): cytoplasm; nucleus
Molecular function (GO): microtubule binding
Source: RefSeq, a predicted model, not a curated record
AUGUGGGAUGGCUCAGGGCCUGGCUCCCAGCCCAUGGAACAGUCCCCUGUGCCCCACACGGAUGACGCAGCUUUCCUGGAAGCCUCAACCAGUAACUUCCCCUUACAUAUCACUGACCACCCCUCGAUGCAAGGCAGCUGGAACUUCAACACACAUAACCAAAACACCAGCAGUGGGAACAUGGGAAAUCUGAACCUGCUCUCCAGGGAGGCUCGAGAGGCUGGAGGAUUUUCUGCCAUGGCCAGAGGCUCCUAUUAUUCGGUCACCUGCCUGUGGCGGCGCGAGCCCAGCGGGCUGGGCCGAGGCCCUGCUCUUCGGGUAUUUACGGCGCCCGGCCGCCCCGGCUCGGGCUCGAGUCCGCGCUUCCAGGUUCAGUUUCAGGGUCUCGCCGGCAGCCCCAGCCGGCAGGCGCGGAGCGGGCAGCGGGGCCCGGACCGCAGGGUCCUCUGGGGUCCCCGGAGUUGGGAAGCGGCGUCCGGGAGCCCCGGGAGGAGGAUGGGCUGCGGACGCAGCAGGCUGAGCAGCUGCAAACCCCCCAAAAAGAGACGCCAAGAACCAGAUCAGCCUCCCAGAUCAGAGCCCCAGGAACUAGGUCCCCUCAAUGGGGACACAGCCAUUACCGUCCAGCUCUGUGUGUCCGAGGAGGCAGAGCAGCACCAGAAGAACAUAGCCAGAAUUCUCCAGCAACAUGAAGAGGAGAAGAAGAAAUGGGCACAACAGGUGGAGAAGGAGAGAGAGCUAGAACUUCAAGAGAGACUGGAUGAGCAGCGGAGGGUUCUGGAAAGAAAACACGAGGAGGCCCUGCAAGCCCUCCGGGCCUCAUAUGAACAGGAGAAAGAAGCCCUUACCCACUCCUUCCAGGAGGCCAAAGCCGCCCUGCAGGAGACUGUAACCAGACUGACCUCACAGCUGGAGGCCUUCCAGGCCAAGAUGAAGAGGGUGGAGGAGUCCAUUCUGAGCCGAGACUACAAGAAGCACAUCCAGGAUUAUGGGAGCCCCAGCCAGUUCUGGGAGCAGGAGCUGGAGAGCUUGCACUUUGUCAUCGAGAUGAAGAAUGAGCGUCUUCAUGAGCUGGACAAGCAGCUGAUGCUCACGGAAACAGUGAAAGAAAAGAAUCUGAUGUUGGAGGAAAAAAUCACAACCCUGCAACAGGAGAAUGAGGAUCUCCAUGUCCGAGGCCGGAACCAGGGGGUCCUGUCAAGGCAGCUCUCGGAAGACCUGCUUCUCGCCCGCGAGGCCCUGGACAAGGAGGCCCAGCUACGGCGCCAGCUCCAGCAGGAGAAGGAGGAGCUGCUGUACCGCAUCCUGGGGGCCAAUGCCUCGCCUGCCUUCCCCCUGGCCUCUGUCACUCCCACCGAGGUCUCCUUCCUCGCCACCUAGGGGGAAGGGCCUGGGCCUGCCAUGACGCCUGUGGUCACGGUCCCUCCAAGGACUUUGCAGAGAAGACAGUGGGAGCCUCUCAGUUCUUCUCCCAGGAAGGGGAGAGGGUGGGAGCGAGAUGGGGAGCCGGGGUGUGUGCCCAGUGAACCCUGGCGGGGUGGAUCAGGUAGAAUCACCCAGGGGGUUUUGGAGGCCCCGAGAAGCGUCUUCCCAUGAGUCGGCCCAGGGCCUAAGCGAGAGGAGUCCUUGCCUCCCUGCCUUUCUCUGUCCACAUCUAGGAAGUGCCGAGGCUUUUCCCCGGGGCAGCCCGUGCCACGUUGGCCAUCCGACACAAAGGAGACAAGCCCUGGGCCCAGCUUGUCAGCUUUGCUGCAACUCACUGACUUGUCGACCUCCCCCAGGUGUUCCCACUUCGGCCCUGGCCUUCUCUCAGCCUCAGUUUACCCCUGCUAUAAAAUGGUUGGGGGACUGGUCAAAUGCCUCGAGUCACUGCAGUGUCCCAUUCUAGGGUUGUCUGAAGGCCAGACUUGGGGGCGUGGAGUAACCCCGUGAACAACCUGGGGAAAGUGAGGGCUGGAUGGCCCUGGAGGCUGGGGCUGGGGGAGCCGGGCAGCCACCGCAGCCGAGACAUCACUCCUGGGCCAGAGUCUGGUCAGCCCAGGCCCAAGGGCCAGAGCUCCUCUUCCCUGACCGUGCAAGGCUCGUCCCUUUGACCCUCCUGGUCCUUCCAUCUCAGUGCCGCCUGGGCACAGGGGCCACACUAGUGGGUCUGAGAACACUCAACAGGCAGAGCUGGAACCUCCUCCCCGUGCAGAUGAGGAAAGCAAGGUGCAGCAGGGAUCCCACAGAGUGAGGACAAGGACCUCCCCUGGCAGCCAGGUCUCACCCUUUGCUCUUUUUUUCCUCCCCAGGAUCUGGGAGGAUCAGAUCAGUGACUUGGUCUUCCUCCUCCUUCCUCUCCCUGUCCCCACCCACUUUCAGUUUCUCUUUCACUCCUGCCCUCAACUCCUCUUCCUGCCACCCUGAGCCCAGGCCCACCCCGUCAGUGAAGAGGGGUGGCCGGAGUAACUGACCCCAGCGGGCUCCCCAGCCCUGGCCGUGUGUGGAUCUCAGGUCCUUCUCAGGAAGCUUCAGGUCAGCUGGAAACUAUAGAAACCCCUCGCCCACACAGAGCAUCUCCAUCGAAGUGCGUCACGCAUCCCUCCCUCCCCUGGUCCUCAUGAGAUCCCUGAAGCACCUUCCUAUCCCUCAUUAGCAGCAGGACAAACUGAGAUCCCAGGCCCUGGGCCAGCGAAGCAACAGUCAGUCAGCAUUUUCCCUUAGUCGUUCUAUGGUGACAUCAUCCCAGACUGCCUUCCUCAUUCCCCUGGAUGUGGUCUCCAUCCAUUGCGAGUUCCGCAGGUUCAGAGGGGACUGUCCAUCUCCCCGGCUGGGCAGGGGAAGAGGUGGCAGGAGGGGAGUGCUGAGCUGCUUCUCCAGCCAUGGUCAAACAGGCGAUCCGGGAGCCUGGAGCCCACCUCUGGAUGAAGCGCACAUGUACUUUCUCAUGCAGCUUUUUCCAAAGCACAUCUGGGAUACAUUAAUUUAUUGGACACUAAUAGGCCUGACUGGUGGCCAAGUAUUUUGGGAAACUCUAGGUUCCAUCAGGCUAAACAGAUCUGUAACCUGCAGGACUCAUCAGAACCUUUAAUAUGCUAAUGUGCACUGCAAAUUUCCAAGAAGGAGGCAAAGCGUCCAGCAUUUCCCAAGCCUCUUCGAAUAAACCUCUCCCCCUCACCCCUUCCCGCCCACCAGCACUUCAGGCUGCAGAAUGCACUUUAGAAAGCAUGGUUUUCAUUGAGAAGGGCAGGGCUGGAGAACAGGCAAGUUGUGGAGCCAGGUUUCCCUCCAACCUGCGGUGGAUGUGAGAAGGAAAUAAAGUUUUCCUUACUCUGGGGCAGACAAGCUACGGAAACUAAAAAGAA